AUGUGCGACUUUGAAGAGUUCGUCUUCACCUGCGGCUGCUCCGAGCAGCGCCUCAAGUCCUACUGCCACGCGGCACGCAACGACCCCGAGCGCCGCUGCCGCAACGUACGCAAGCUCCGCAACAUCUGGGACCAGAACGUCGAGUGCGAGGAGCACUGGAGGCAGCGCAACCAGUGGCUAUGGGCACAGCACCAACAGAUGCUGCUUCAGCAGCAGCAACAGCAGCAGCAGCAGCAACAUCAACAACAGCAUCAGUGA
Molecule: messenger RNA, 258 nt
Organism: Pyricularia oryzae 70-15
Lineage: Eukaryota; Fungi; Ascomycota; Sordariomycetes; Magnaporthales; Pyriculariaceae
Exons: 1
Coding region: 1-258 (85 amino acids)
Source: RefSeq, a predicted model, not a curated record